CAACAGCGUUUUGUCAGCAAAAUGAGCACAAGUCGGCAGUAGAAGCUGGAAAAGGUGCAUCUCUAGGGAAUCUGGUAGAGAAGAUCACUUCAAGGCGGCGAUGGCGGGGGAGGGGAACUAUCACAAGGCUCUCGCCCACAACAAGCGGCGUCUCAAGGACUACCAGGAGGUCCACUUCAGACGGAGCACUGUGUGUGAAGGAGGCGGCUCUGGCAAAUAUGCAUCGUCGACCACCCGCAACAGCAUCAUCAGUGCAGGUAGCUCGGGGUCAGGGUCCAGGACAGGUAUCACGCUGGCUCCUCGCCGGACCUCCCGAGCCCAGGCCCAGCUGGAGGGAGUCUUUAACCCCAGCACCGCCUCCCUUUACCUCCGUCAGAACGAGGGGGUGUGGCUCUGUCCCCACCUCACUCGUCAGGAGGCUAUAGCUUCACUCUUCGACAGACCUAUUGGAACGUUCAUAGUCCGCAACUCGCAGAAGGCUCGCUAUGCCCUCAGUGUCAGAGUCCCAAAAGACGACCCAGCUGUCUCCCACUUCCUAAUUGAGGCCAAUCAACAGGGGUUUCUGACCAUCCAGGGAUCGAAUCUUCCUUUCCUCUCCAUCUACGACCUUCUGGCCUACUUCUGCUUCUACAAAAGUGGAGGGAUGCCUUGCUACCUGGCCAAGCCAGUCACAGAGACUGACCAGAAACCAGAUAUUCCUGAUCAGGAAUCGUCAGAUUCCUCUGAUGAAGAUGAAGAUUUGAAUGAGUUCCGCCAGCAAGGGUUCGAUCUGAGUGUCUCUCCCCCCGCUUCCUCCCCUCCUCCCCUCGUACCGCCCCAUCGCACCCCUGGCCCCGCCUCCAACCACACCCCUCAACCACACCUACACUCGGUCCGAGAGGAAAUAUUCAUCGACUCCCUGAAACAGUCUCACUACAUUCAGGACAUGAAGGAGAGAAUUUCACGCUCAACGUCACGUUCCCCCACCCCUCCUCCUCCCUCCCCGCCCCCCGGAGAGAGUUUUAAAAAGCAACCGCCCCCCAAGCCCCCUCGGGGCUCCACUCUGUUAGAAGACGAUGUGUUCCCUCCUCCAGUGGAAGCACAGAAAGUCAUCCGUAAGGUCGACGGUAUGGUCGACAUGGACUCCAGAAAAUUGUACCAUAACUACCGUAGGAUUGGACUGAAAAGGGAGGGGAAAGGGGAGGAGCCUGAGUUAAUUGAGGGGAAGUCCCGGCUCCAACGGCAGAUGUCGUGGAGUUCGGAGGACCUGAGGAAGAAGAGGAGAAAGGUCACGUCUAUUGUAAAGAUGUUUGAGGAUGGAGAUCCCUCUUCGUUGGCCCUAUCGACAGGGUCUCCUCCUCCUCCCUUCAGAAAUAGGAUACCGGGGGGUUCAGCGAGGGAACACUCCGCCCCUGCUCUUCCGCCCCGCCCACCCCGCCCGACCCGCCCACCGAAACCCUCGGCUUCAACCUUUAAUCCUCCCACCGUUCCUCCGCACACCCCAGUACCCCUCCUUCCUCCUCGACCCACCGGCAGAAUGGUCCGGGCUCCAUUUGUCCCAGCUCGAGAACGCUCGUCCUCUGAUUCAACUUUCUCAAACAAGUCCCGACCCCCGCCCCCUCCUCCAGGGGACACAAUUUUACACCCUCUCAUACCCCCAAAACCUGGUAGUGAGGGUCACUAUGAGUUUGACCAGGAGCUGAGGUUGAAGUUGGCGGCUACAAGACGGAAAGCGGCUGAGGAGGGAGAGGAGGAGGGAGCGAGAAACCUGAUGAACAGGUUACUGGACCCGGGACCCGAGGCCAGGGUCAACGGGGUCGCGGUUGGCAGUGUGUCGGUGGGCGGAGUCAGCGAACCGGAGAGGGGACUUCUGAUCAGCACCAGUAGCGAGGGGGGAGGGAAGGAGAGGUCAAAGUCCAAGAAGAUUGGUUGGGCAAAGAAACUGCCAAAGUUUUACAGAAAACCUCGCAAGAAAGUCAGGAAAUUCAUUGUCGAUCUGGCUGCUGAUCCCAGUCAGGAGUUCAGUCAGAAAGUGGCAGAGUUUGUGUCUGACAUCAAGGCCCGCAGCAAGGAGCCCUACCAGAAGCUGCUCUCAGAGGCACGUUACGAAAUUGUACUCAACAAUAUCAGGAACUUCAUGACCCAGAUGCACGACUACCUCCUACAGAACCACCACGGGGACAUGGUCAACAGUGGCAUGGAUUCGUGCAGCAACUUUGAACAUGUGGUUGAGACCUCGCUGCAGCAGUGUGUCCUGGGCCCUCUCUCUCUCUACGUGUACCUGGGGAUAGAGGAGCACCUCAUGGAGGGCGGGUCUCUGUUUCAGGUCCAGCGCUCCGUUCACCAGGGGAAGAACAGGACGCCGCAGGAGAUGGGGAUAAGAGAGAACCUGACUGUGCCAAGUGACAAGGCCAUCUCCGAGAUUGGGUCUAUCUUCAGCCGGAUGACAAAGACUUACUGUGCCAUCUCCAAACUGGAAUUCUUACUGGAGGCCGUGAGACUCACCUACGAGAACGUGAAAGACUCAAAGAAUCCCAAGAAAUCAAUGAACGAUUUGGGAGCUGAUGACUUUCUGCCACUGUUUGUGUGGGUGUUGGUUCAGUCUGGCUUCACCCGGGCGGAGAUCGAGGCGGAGUACAUGUGGGGCCUCGCCCACCCCUCCCUCUUCAACGGAGAGGCUGGUUACUACCUCACUACCCUCACCAGUGCCAUCAACGUUCUGAAGGAGACGCAGCCAGCAGUGCCUGCCUUCCCCAGAGAGUCUGAGGAGGGAGGCAGUAUAGAGGAACAGAUACAGAACCUCCCCUGCAUGAACAAUCUCCAGACAGAGCUGAAGAUAUUCUUUGAGGACGCCUCCACGGGUCAGUACUCCUCGGCAUACCGACUCGCCGUGGUCCCAGACAUGACUGUGGCCGAGGUCUGCGACGUCAUCGCCCAGAAACACUGCAAGACUAACCCGGAGAGAUACGGCCUCUUCACCGUGGUGGAAGGACAAGUAUCAGAGAUGGGAAGUGAGGAGAAACCACAGGAGGUCAAGAAACAGUGGGCUCUGGAGCUGUCCGCAUCUGCAGGUCACGUCAUCAACAGGCAACCUUCUGCUCGCUUCAUGGCUUACAGACUCAAACAUUCCAACUGAUGUCAUCAUUACAUCACUGAAAAUUGGACACAUCACUAUUUUCACACAAUUUACAGGCACCGAAUGACUUCAUCAUUACAUCAAAAUCCCACACAAAGAUGCAUCAAUUUUUUGUGGAUCUGUAAAAAUUUUCCACCACCAAUUUUUUGUGGGUCUGUUGAACGUUUCUAUUGUGAGAGUCGGUCAAGUUCAGAAAUGAAAUGGGUGCACUUGUCCAUGAGGACUUUGACUGCCUCCACUACCAGUAGAUCUGGGGCCAGUGCUCCUGUGGACUCCACUGAGAAUAUGAAAUGUUCUCUGACACGAGACAGUCUCACACAGUCCUUCAGCUCCUCGUGACGCAGCACCUCUCUACUGCAGGAGUCCAGACGUGGGUUUGCCACUCUCGCCCUCUUCUUACCUGCCACACAAUACACUCCUGAGGAUUAUUCACUGCACACUCCAGCUAUAGUAACACUAUUCAGGACUGUU
Molecule: messenger RNA, 3586 nt
Organism: Geodia barretti
Lineage: Eukaryota; Metazoa; Porifera; Demospongiae; Tetractinellida; Geodiidae
Source: the annotation of a GenBank genome assembly